Messenger RNA from Trichoderma reesei QM6a, 2131 nucleotides. RefSeq lists its product as uncharacterized. The transcript has 4 exons. Bases 92 to 2131 code for a protein of 679 amino acids. Gene Ontology annotation, cellular component: nuclear telomere cap complex; chromosome, telomeric region. The record is from RefSeq and is a predicted model, not a curated record. Gene Ontology annotation, molecular function: telomerase inhibitor activity; G-rich strand telomeric DNA binding. Gene Ontology annotation, biological process: regulation of telomere maintenance via telomerase; telomere capping. Lineage: Eukaryota; Fungi; Ascomycota; Sordariomycetes; Hypocreales; Hypocreaceae.
CGUGGCCGAUAUGCACUGUGCCGAAUAGCCUCCCACUAUGCUUCAGACGAGGCUGAGUCUUCUCACCACAUGAUCGACGCCAUGCCCAACAAUGGCUCCCCACGGCAACAAGCGGCAGAACCCUCUACCCAGCGGCUUCAUCACGGUCCGGGAUAUACUGGACCGUAAGCGUGGAGUCGGGAACCUACUCAACGUCAUUGGCGUCGUCAAGGACUUUCGAGCCCCUGUUCCCACCAGAGGGACCGAUUGGAAGUGUGAGAUCAAGCUGUAUGAUCAUUCUGUCGAAGAUGGCUCCUUCGACUCCAUUACAAUCAACAUCUUUCGGCCAGAGAAUGAGAUGCCCAAUCCCAGUGUCGGUGACGUGAUAGUGCUCUAUCAAGCCAAGCUGCAAUCACACGCCAACGAGCUCUCACUGGUGACGCACCGAACUACCGACAUUCAUCUGUACUCAUCAAGUGAGAUUCCACGUCCGCCAGAGGGGGCCUUGCAGGCGCUGCGCCCCUUGUCCAGAAAGACAGCUCAUAGCCCUGGACAGGUCGUGCAUGAAUAUGUCUCGCAUCUCUAUCACUCAAUCGACAAGAGCAAUCUUCCGACAGAGGCUGAGUUCCAGGUUAUGAAGACAAGAUCCGCUACUCACACCGGCAAGUCCAAGGAACUCAAGGAUGUCCGGGACGGCACCUUUGUCGACGUAGUGGUUCAAAUAGUCAGGCAGCCAUAUGACACCGGCGACAGAGUCACUCUGUGGGUUUCGGACUACACUGAGAAUGACCACUUCUUUCACUUUACAUACAAGGGGCUUGAUGCUCUUCAGGGACAAGACAGCUACAUGCCUUCCAUGCUUCAUGGGGCUGGCGCCGGCGCCGGCGGAGAGUGGAAGGGCCCUUUUGGUAAGCGAAGCAUGCAGGUCACCUGCUACGAUCCGCACACGUCGGUUAUCAGAGAACAGGGGCUGUCUGCGGACUCUUGGGUGCUGCUUCGGAAUCUCCAAAUCAAAUUCGGCCGCAACGCCGCCAAUCUCGAAGGAUUUUUGAGGGAAGACAGGGGGUCGUCCAGUCAAAAGAUCAACAUUCAGCAGUUGGAUCCUAGAAACACAGAUUCUCCCGACCCCCGCCUCAAGGAGGCUAUCCGCCGCAAACGCGACUAUGAACGGGAAAAGCGAGACCGCCUGAAAGACUUAUCCGACGCAGCAAUAGCCGGGCAGAAGAGAAAAAGCCAGCUGGCCGAGACGGAGCCAACAUCAAGCGACAAAUCAAAAAGGUCAAAACAGUCGAGGCGGAGAAGCAAGAAGACUACAGGACAAGAUGAGCCGAGUGUCGUUCCUGCUACGGCGUUGGCUCCUCCAACAAUAUUAUCUCACGUGAAAUGCGAUUAUGAACAGAAAGCCAUCAGCACCAUUGACAGCAUUCUGGAGCCCGUGUAUCUGGAAACGGACAUCAAUGGCCAGCAGGUCAAGUUACGGCUCCCAUUUGUGAAUAUGAACUACCGGGCACACGUUCGGGUAGUCAACUUUAUGCCCCCCGAUCUCGAGGACUUUGCUCGGCCGAGGCGGACCACGGAAUACGAUAUGCUUUCCGAUAACGAAGAGCUGGACCAGGACGUUUCAGACUCUGGUGGAGAGUCCACGGCGGACGGCACCACGACGCGGGUGUGGGAAUGGCGCUUCUUCUUGGAGCUGGAAGACGCGAGUCCCUCAUCGGACAAACAAGGGGAGAGGAAAUCCAUCUGGGUCGCAGUGAACAAUUUCUCUGCGCAGUGUCUCGUCAACCUGGACGCUUCUGACUUGCGGAAGAAUCAACACGAGCUCGAGACUCUACGUCACCGGCUGUCCCUCCUGUGGGGCGAACUGGAAGAAAGGAAGACAUCGGAAAGGGAAAAAAGACGCCGAGCCGCUUUAGCAAACAGAGGGACAGCAAACCGGCCCCCUUCACACAGUUCCGACGAUGAGCGCGGGGCGGCGCAUAUGCAGCAGGUCGAGCCGCUGUCGCACGUCCUCACGAGGCCGUUUGCAUGCUGCAUUCACCAGUACGGGGUGAAGGUCGCUGAGGAGGAUCCGCGCAAGGCGGAUGCUGGAGAGGGGAAGAGGUGGCAGAGGAUGUUUGGGUUGUUUGGGACGAGGAUUGCGUAUGACUGA